AUUGAGUUCACCUGGAGCUGAAAUAUGUCAUUAUUUUUAAAAUAAAACAAAGUACACAUAGGUAAACAUUUAAGAUAAGGCUCAUUUACGAUAAACUGUUAGUAUAUAAAACUGUAAAUUACGUGUGUAUACAUCGUUCUGGUGAUAAAAUAAAAAUACGAAUAAUCGCAAUGUGUCUCAAUCUAAUCCAAAUGCGAGCAUCGCGUCUAUUGCUCAGGAACAUAUCGACACUCUUCCGGAACAACGGCAUUCAGUAUUAUUCGCAAAAUCGACGGAUGUGCAGCUCCACAACAAUGGAAAACAACCCGGACCCUUCGCUGAUCCUUGAGACGUGCUUUACCUUUACAGAUUCUCAGAAGGAGCUGUGCCUUGGAGAUCCAAACAUUGCGGAUAUGGUGGCAAAGAAGACAGCGUGUAAGGAAUUCUUCUAUGGCAUCGAAACCAAGGCACUUUCCGAUGGUAAACCUGCUUGUCUGGACUUCAACAUGUUCCUUCCCAAUAUGCCGAUGUGGAUAAGCGUCGUGUGGACAAAGUCCUUUUCCGAGGCAAUCGAAACCACGACCAUGAAAUAUGUGCCCAAUAUUCAGAUGAUGCCUAAACUGUUUGAGCAUAUUCCCGCCAUGCCACACUUGACUCUUUUUCGUCUAACCCAGAAGCAUAUGGACGAUUUCCUGGCCUUGAAACUCAACAAUGUGCUCGUCAUUCGUGGCGACCAUGUGGAGGAUGGACAGGAGUACAGUUAUGCCUAUCAGGCAGUGGAAUAUCUACGAAAAGCUGCAGGAAAAAGUCUUGCCAUUUCCGUUGCUGGCUAUCCGGAAGGCCACACGAGCCUGGCCACAGGACCUCCGAACAAGGCACAGGACAUUGAAUACUUGAAACUAAAGAUGGAUGCCGGCGCAGAUUUCAUUGUAACUCAGUUGUGUUACUGUGGCGACACAAUUGUGGAAUUCCUGCGGGAUGCUCGUGAUGCUGGCAUUACGGCUCCCAUUGUUCUGGGCAUCCUGAUACCAGAAAACUAUGCCAGAUACCUGCGCAUGUCCAGUUUCUCCAAGGUGGUGCUUUCCCCUGAAAGACUGAAAGAAUUGGAGGAGAUCAAGGAAGACGAUGCCAAGGUUCAAGAUUACUUUGUCCAAUUAUCGGUGUGCAAUAUUGUCCAGGUUAUAGGUGCCGAUUUGGGUGUCUCCGGCAUUCAUUUCUAUACUCUGAAUCGCUUCACGCCCGUUCUUGCUUGUAUCAAUGAGCUGCGCAAAUUGGGAAUACUUAAGGAUGAAGACAGCUAGAUAAUUGCUUAUAUCGAAUAUAUCCAAAUUCAAAAAAAAAAAAGGAAUUCUUUACAAAGAUUUCAUUCAGGAUCACCUCAACAGAUAACUAGUUCAAAAAUCGCAAAGAUGUUUAUUUAUUCUAAUAUAAAAUUAUAAAGUGUAAUUAAAUUGCGUUCAAAUAAGGCGCCAAUUUGA
Molecule: messenger RNA, 1457 nt
Organism: Drosophila innubila
Lineage: Eukaryota; Metazoa; Arthropoda; Insecta; Diptera; Drosophilidae
Product: 5,10-methylenetetrahydrofolate reductase-like
Exons: 3
Coding region: 171-1280 (369 amino acids)
Biological process (GO): tetrahydrofolate interconversion
Cellular component (GO): cytosol
Molecular function (GO): FAD binding; methylenetetrahydrofolate reductase [NAD(P)H] activity
Source: RefSeq, a predicted model, not a curated record